AUGUUGCGAAGCCUGGAGUCGUUUCCCAUAACUCCUCCCGGCCCACUUUUACCACCCCGGGGGACACUGGUGGAUGAAGAGAACUCGCCAUUUUAUGAUUCCAAGUCCUCCUACCCAGUUAAGCCUGAAGAUAUAUUCACCGAUCGUUAUCAAGCCUUUGUUCCACAUGAAGACGGUCGAGUGCCAUUUUCUCUACAAAGACUUGAUCCCAAUCGCGAAUUGAAUGGCACGGUUUCAUUCCUUUUGGGAGAGGAGAAGGAGGAAUUUCUGGAUCUCGUGAAGGGAAUGCUUGUCUGGAGCCCAAGUGAGAGAAAAUCUGCAGGCGAGCUGACAGAGCAUCAUUUCCUUAAACCUUGGAACUAA
Penicillium manginii is the source of this 363-nucleotide messenger RNA. Its product is annotated as kinase-like domain-containing protein. The transcript is spliced from 2 exons. The record is from RefSeq and is a predicted model, not a curated record. NCBI's taxonomy places the organism in Eukaryota, Fungi, Ascomycota, Eurotiomycetes, Eurotiales, Aspergillaceae. The coding region runs from base 1 to 363 and encodes 120 amino acids.